UGUAAACCGUGAAAAGAAAAAAAAAGGGUGUUGUUUAAAAUCGCGUGUAUUUUAAAAGAUGUAAACAAAUUGAAUAGGUAGACUCAUUGUGCUCGAAAAACCACACUUGAUUUCACAUAUUCAUUAAAUUUUAACAUAUUUCCUUGUUGUUAAUGAUCAAAUCCCUUUUUACAGUGUUGUUUAUGAAUUUGGUGGACUUUAUGCGGGUACGUAAUGACGUAUAAAUAACGAAACUGAACGUAGAAGAUGUCUGCGACUGACGAACAGCUGGUCGGCAAUUUGAUUGAUUUGUCACCUGUUGAUGAACGUAAAUCUGAAUUUUUCCCACCUGAUGUUGAACGUCGUGUGUCUAAAUUACCUGAUGAUGAACUUGAACCCGAAUUUCCUCCUGAUGUUGAUCGGCGGAAGUCCAAGACUUUAGUGAAAUUUGAAGAAAAAACUUCAAGCGCAUCUGAAGAGCUAACUGAUUCAAAACAGUACGCAAGACUCUGUGGUUAUUUAAAUAAACUGGGAAAUCGGGCGAUAUUAAACACUUUUAAAAAACGUUGGUUCGUUUUUAACGAAGAUAACUGCAAACUUUAUUAUUACCGAUCGCCGCAAGAAUCCGUACCUCUUGGGGAAAUUGAUAUUUCGCAAGCCACCUUUACCAUUAACAUCAACAAUAAAGAAAGAACUGGUCAUUUUACAAUAAGUGUGCCUGGAAGAAAUUAUUUCUUGGAAGCUAGCAAUCGGCAAGUAGCUCUUUACUGGUUGCAAGAACUUCAAAAACAUAGAAGAACAAAUAGUUUGUUACGAACAAAACAUAUCAGUGAAAAAUCAACGAAUGUCACUGACUUAAGAGCUCGUCCACAAAGUGGAUUACUUGCUAAGGACUCCCUAAAUCCACUCUGUUUGGACGAAGGAAGUGAAGGGUCUUUAAUGUCACCCGUAUGUUGCCCAACUGACUGCAUCGGAGAUGAAUCAGCUCACAACAAAGACCGUCCUCUUGUCUCUGCUCAACAGAAGUUGAACGUGUUUUACAAUCAAAUAAAACAAUCUGCUCAGUUUUCAAAACAUGACAAAUCAUCUCAAGAUGGUUCAUUAACAUCUCUUAGAGAGAAUAAUCAUCAAGACAAUCACUUUACACCCAGCUCAAAGAGGGAAAGUUUUGAUGGAGAGUCUAGUCACAAAUCUACAAAAUCUCCAAGUCUAUCGUCCACUUUCAAGCUGAAACUUUCAAACUCAUUUCGCAAAUCACGUACUGAAGGUGAAAUUGAUGACAUGAACGCUGCAGAGAAAGCAAAUUGCUCGUCCUGCCGUAAGUCUGUCCAGCAGGUAGAGUCGCUUGAAGAAGAACUGUCUAACCUCCAGGAUGAAUUGACAGCUAGCAAAGAAGUUCGAUCUCUGUUGCAGAGGCAAUUAGAUAUUGCCUCAAAAGAGAAAGAAUCAUUAAUUCAAAUAUACCAACUGAAAAACAGUGAGUUGCCGGUUGAUAUGAUAAGUGAUAAAGACCGCCAAAUAGUCAAUCUUAAACAUGAUCUGCAAGAACAGCAACAGAGAGUUGAAGAACUACAAAGGCAAGUUAUAUCAUUGCAGCGGGAUGUUAAAGAUUUACUUUCAAAUAACGAAUUAUUUCAAGAAAUGAUGAUUCAAAAAGACAAUACUAUUAUGACACUGACAAAUGAAGUGUUUGAAUUAGAAACUGAUAAGCAAGAUGAGCUGAGAAGAAUGAGCAGCGGCAGCAUUUUACUGUCACCAGAGGGCACUGUAGUAGAACCAAAGGAAACAAUGGAUAUUGAUGACCUUAGAGCUGCUGUUGAUGCUUUUGAACUUCAAAAUAAGUUUCUUAACAAUGAGAUACUGGAGCUCAAUCAAUUAAGAGCUGAUGCUGAUGAAAGAGUACAACUCGUGUCUAUGAAAUGCAGUGAAUGGGAGGCUAGAAGCUAUCAGAUCCAAAGCAAACUUUUGUAUCUUUUGAAUGAAUUGAAAAAAACUGAUAGUGGGAAAUUCAACAGUGAUGCCAUAAGCCAGCUCCUAGAAGAGGCCGUGGGUGAAGGAACUGUUCACACUAAUUUGUUGCCAUCAUGGUCAAGGGAUAUAUUGUACGAUGAAUUAGGUUUCAACUACAGAUGGGGCAGAGAAGAUAUAUUGUCUUCAAAAGCCUCCAAUUUCAAACAAAAAUCACAGGAUAUAGCUCAGAAGAAGGAUCCUGAGUUGAUAGUGUGGAGAGCCAAGUGGGAUAACUUCAUGGUAGCAUUGGGCACCAAGGAACUGCAGAGGUCCCCAGAACUAAAAGUUCUUGUUAGGUCUGGUGUACCCCAUGAAUACAAAGGAAAGAUAUGGAAAGGUUGUGUCAAUAUGUGGAUAAAAGAUUAUAAAUCUAUGUUGGGACCUGAUUAUUAUAAGAGUCUGCUCACUUCACAGCAUUUUAUCUCAAGACUGGAUCCAUCAUCAAAACAGAUUGAGCUUGAUUUGUUGCGCACAUUGCCAAAUAACCGUCAUUAUGAGAAUCUUGAUUCAGAUGGUAUUCCUAAACUGCGAAGAGUUUUGCUAGCUUACAGCCGUCAUAAUCCAGUAGUAGGAUAUUGUCAGGGAUUAAAUCGUUUAGCAGCCAUUGCAUUGUUAUUUAUGGAUGAGGAAGAUGCAUUUUGGUGUUUAGUGGCUAUCAUUAAGUUUAUAAUGCCUGAUGGAUACUACACUCCAACUCUAAUUGCCUCUCAUGUGGAUCAGAAAGUUUUGAAGGAUUUGCUGGCCGAUAAAUUACCAAGAUUAAAUGUUCAUCUUGAGCAAAAUAAUGUAGAUUUAUCGCUCUUUACAUUCAACUGGUUCCUUACUAUUUAUGUUGAUAAUGUACCACCUGAAAUUUACUUGAGAAUAUGGGAUGUAUUUUUAUACGAAGGUAGUAAGGUGCUCUUCCGAUACGCAUUGGCCUUCCUGAAGUCUUUUGAGAAUGAAAUUUUACAAAUUAAGGACUACCUUGCAUUAAAUAAACACUUGAGAAGUAUUGCAGAAGAAUGUGUUGAUAUUAAAAAAUUAACACAUAUUGCUUUCAAUGAGCUUAAUCCCUUUCCACAGAAGAUGGUGAAUACUAGAAGGAGUCAUAAUUUCCAGAUUAUUCGAGCUCAGCUCGAAGAGUUGGAAAAUGAGAAAAGGAAACAGAAGAAGUCUAAUUCCCAGGAACAUGUUGCUAGUGCAGCAUAUAUGAGUGAAGAAGAUUAAAAUUAGUGAACUAAUAAAAAAUGUCAUGAGUUUUAAUGAAAUUGAUCUCUGUUUUGAUUUAUCUGUUUUGAUGAAUUCUCUUUUAUGAAACAAUUAUGUAUAUGACUAUCCCUACUACAGUCAAUUUAAAAGGUAAGGUAGUAUGUAUUAGUUUCUUUAUACCUGUUGUAUUAUUUAUUAACCUUGUCACCAGCAGUAGAAUCCUGUUGAUUUAAACUUCUCCAGUGUGGCCACUGAACAGGAAAUUUAAACAAUCUGGAGAAGGAAAAAAAAAAGGAGAAAUGUCAGGGAAAAUAAAUAAAUUUAUAUUUGAAAUACUUAUAAGUCAAAUAUUUUACCCAUUAAUACUGGUUUUGAAACUAUUUGAUUUUCAACUCUUAUGACAUGUGUUAGUGUUUUGUUAACCAGUUAAACGUCCCUAGAGUGACCACUCUCCUUUCCACAGUCAAAUGGUCGUUGAUGGAGGUUGGCCAUUCUUAGAGGUUACCUCCAUUGACUAAAAUUGUUAUCAAAGGUACAUGAUUUUUUGCAUACGAUUUUAUUUUUAGUCAGUGACAUUUUCUUAGUUUGGAAAUGCCACUUCUGUUGGUGUCCAUGAAAAGACGGAUAUAUGUGACUGAUAAUUAUGUGUAAAAACAAAUUUACCCAUUAUGAGUGAUAAAGCUAUUUUAAAUAAAUUAACAAUUAUGUUUUUUGUUUAAGUUUGCAUUUAAUUUUAUAUCAUAAAAAUCAGCUUUAAAUAAUGAGAUGCUUGUUUUUUUUUCUUCCUAAAAUAACUUUUUAUUUUCUAAUUUAACUUUCAACUCUAAAAGUAAAUUAUUGAUAUCAUAGUCUUUUGUGCACUCUGAUUGAAACAAGAGGAGCAAAAAGAGCAUCAUCAAAAAGAGCUCUUUAAAUUAGAGUCUCGCUCAAAUAUUUUGAAUAGAUUUUUAUUUACUUACUUUAUUAAAUUUUUGGUUAUGACUUUUUCUGCAUUUGGUGCAGAUGUUUGACCGGUCACUGGACGAGGUUUUAAUGCUCUGCCCUAAAGGUUUUCUUCAACACAAAGUCAAUGCCUCCCAAAAGUGGUCGCUACAUAGAGGUGGUAUAUAUUCUAUGUUUAAAAAUAAGGCAUAGCUGAAAUACUAUCAACAAAAUGCUCCACGGCAGAACUAUGGCGACAAUGUUACAGAGCUUUUGCAGAAAGAUUUUUUAUUUGGGAAGGGAAAAAUUUUGGUUUUCCUUUCUGCAACAUUUUUCAAAAGAAGUUUUCUUUUUCCAGCAGAAUUUUUUUUUCAAAGAUGUCUUUCUUGCGCAUCAGAGAGUUAAGAAAUAGUCUUGAAUUUUCUAUUCUCAUUGAGAUUUUUUUUAAAAAAAUCUGUAAUGACUGGAUUCAGCUAGAAUUUCAAAUUAAUAAUAUAGAAUAAAAAAAUUCAGAAAUCACGAAAGUUUAAAAGAUGGUCCGCUCUAGAAAUGAUCUUUCUUUUAUUUUUUUUCUUUAAAGAACGCUAUGUUUUACAUACACUUAUUUGAGUACUCGUUUUUUAAAGAAAACAUUCGUGUGAUUUUUCGUCGAUAUUUGUUUUGGGAGUUAUUGCACAGAUUUUACGAUUUUUAAUUUACUACAAGAAUUUUUAUUUAUUAUCGUUUAAUUUUAUUUACGAAUUUUAAUUUGUGUAAUGAUUUACGAAAUUCAAAAGAGGAAAUGAUUAGUUCAUUACUACAGUAUAUUAGUAAAAAAAAUAUUGCUUUUACAAUUAAACAUUUUUAUUCUAUACUUUCUUCUGUAAACACAACGUUUCUGUUACUUUAGAUUAGUAAUUGUUAUAAUUAAAAGUAUCUCAAAUAAGAAUAUUAAUGCUAGCGAAGUUAGUUGCUAAAAGCCUGAAAAAAUUCUGCCACGGGGUCAAAAUGUAUGCCAUCUGAUGCAAAUAUCAGGGAAAUUUCAUAAAAAGCAGUAGAGUACUUUUUUUUCUGAAUGUCACCUUAUUUUUCUCCAAUCCAAAGCCUCAGGUAUUCCAAACUUAUUUUGCUUCUAUCAAAUUCAGGCAUUUUGAUGAGUAUUGCAAAUUAAUCUUUUAGUUGAUCUCUAUUAUUGAAUCAGCAGGAUUUUACGGAAUUAAAAAAAAAAAAUUCCUGAGAUAUAUUUUAAAACACUAUACAUGAUAUUUUUUUAUAAAUCUUUGUGAAACUUAUACACCUAGUUAAUAAUGAAUUGUUUAUUCUUAUACUAUAAAUUGUUUUUAAAUUGUAGAUUGUAGAAACAUAGAUUUUUAGUCACAAACUUGUGCCAUAGUCAUUGUUUAAAAAUGUUGCUUAUUAGGUGUUUCAAUUAUAUAGUGCUGAAAAGUGUGCGUUUUCAUUCCAAAUAACAAUUAAAACUCUGUGAUACUUUUA
Molecule: messenger RNA, 5574 nt
Organism: Parasteatoda tepidariorum (common house spider)
Lineage: Eukaryota; Metazoa; Arthropoda; Arachnida; Araneae; Theridiidae
Product: TBC1 domain family member 2B
Biological process (GO): regulation of GTPase activity
Molecular function (GO): GTPase activator activity; small GTPase binding
Source: RefSeq, a predicted model, not a curated record